AUGGUGUCCCUUAUGCUGGCCAAUGUUAUGCUUCAGUCUUUAUUUUUCAUUUCUAUGCAUAAUAAAGCUGAGAACUCAGCCUCCGACUACCCCAACCUCGUCCAGUAUGUAGUUUUCCUUUUUAUUUCUAAAAAAGACAAAAAGUCAGACACAGACUACCGGAAGCUCGUGGCGCCGCUGACAAUGUUCUUGAUGGCCAUUGCCUACGUGGCCGGGCUGAGCACGCCGGGUGGAUUCUGGGACAGCGCCGAGGGAGGCCACCAUCCAGGCGACGGCAUUCUGCACGGCGUACUCCUGCGCUUGUUCUCCUGGGGCAACAUUGGGGCAUUCGUUUCAUCCCUGUACGGGGUCUUUCUCAUUUUGGGCAGGGGACUGCAAGUUAAAUUGGCGGGGUUUUACAUGAAGACUGCGCUGGUUGGCCUCAUCAUUUCGUACACCGUCGGCAGCAGCAGGGGGCGCCACACUACCGUCAAUGUGAUCUGCAGCCUAUGCGCGGCCGUUGGCGCGUACAUCAUGUUACAUAUGCUUGUCAUGAAAGCCAUCCGUGGCUCGCGCUUCUGGCCAAACGAUUUUUGCCAUAAAGUGACAAGAUGGUUGGAACGGGGCAGUGACAACAACACAGAGCAAGCCCCUCCGACUCCGGGGACAUCUGACAAUAACGGAGACCAAGUCCCUCAGGCUCAGGGUACAUCUGACAAUAACGGAGACCAAGUCUCUCAGGCUCAGGGGACAUCUGACAAUAACGGAGACCAAGUCCACGACAAGAAAAGAGAGCAACGGCAACGGCAACGUCGCCUGGCUUCUCUCGUGCAACUGCUGGCCGGUCUUGCGGUGUCCAUCACUUACCAAGCUGGGCUGUAUCCGCCGGGUGGCGUUUGGCAGGACGGCCACAUGGCUGGUGAUCCCAUACUCCUAACGACCAACGCCGGGAGGUAUAAAGCCUUCUUCUACUGCAACACGGUUGCCUUUGCGGCCUCAUUGCUUGCCAUCUUUCUGGCCCAGAAAAGUUACCUGAACGAGCACCACGCACUGCAAGCGGCCAUGAUAUUGCACUUGCUUGGCCUCAUCGUCGCAUAUGCAAUCGGGAGCUGCCGGGACCAAAUAUCCUCCAUGUAUGCCGUGGGCAUAGCUGGUGCCGCCGUGGUCUACGUGGUCGUCCACGUUCAAUACUUCACGCUGGGCAGCGAAGAUGAAGCGCCGGUUGUUCUCAAUAAGGAAAAAGAUGAUGCGUUGGUGGACAAGAAGGGACACCGUUUCCUCCUCUUCGCAAUCCUGGUCGCCAGCAUCACUUACCAAGCCGGCUUGACCCCACCGGGCGGCUUCCUGCUCCAGGACGACAUCCAGUCCGGGCACCGUGCGGGCGACCCAGUUCUCCUCUACAACUAUCCACGCCGCUACAAGGCCUUCUUCUACUGCAACUCGGUGAGCUUCAUGUUGUCCACCGUCCUCAUCUUACUCCUCGUCAACCCGAAUAUGUACAGGCCAGCCAUACGAAGCCAUGCCUUGUCUCUCUGCUCUGCGGUGAGCUUCAUCUGUCUUAUCGGUGCCUUUGCUGCCGGAAGCACGCAGCAUCUGAGAACAUCCUUCUACAUCUUCGUGUUGGCGGCUGUGGCCGUCUUCGUAUGUCUACUCCUACUGCUCACCAUAUAUUUGCUGGGGUGGCUGACGGAAGAGGAAGAGGAGAGAAUGUCGGAAGAUGAAGACACCGACAUGGAAAAUGAAGACGCCGACAAGGAAAAUGAAGUCCCCGACAUGGAAAAGAAGAUAUACCUCAUGACUCUAGCAAUUCUUGUGGGGAGUGUCACCUAUCAAUCCGGCCUGGACCCGCCAGGCGGAUCUUGGCAGAGCACCGGCGACGGGCACGACGCGGGCAACCCAGUGAUGCAUGGCAACAGGAGGAACCGGUACCUCGCAUUCCUCUACGGGAACUCCACCUCCUUCUUGGCGUCCAUUUAUCUCAUCGAGCUUUUGCUCUUCAGCAUGUCGUACCCCGAGUGCAACUGGUUGAAAACGGCGAUAGAACCGACGGUCGUGGUGCAGUUCCUUGGAUUCUUAGUGGCCUACGCAGCUGGCUCCAGCAGGCAGUGGAAGACGUCUGCGCAUGUUGGUACACUUGUCAUCGCCGUGCUGGCCUAUGUCGCCACCCAUGUGAUGCUGUCAAACUGCAGAACAAGAGCCCGGAAGGGAACCAAAGACAAAAAUGUCUCUCCCACAGUGAGUUAA
Molecule: messenger RNA, 2223 nt
Organism: Triticum urartu
Lineage: Eukaryota; Viridiplantae; Streptophyta; Magnoliopsida; Poales; Poaceae
Source: RefSeq, a predicted model, not a curated record